Cooperia oncophora is the source of this 651-nucleotide messenger RNA. NCBI's taxonomy places the organism in Eukaryota, Metazoa, Nematoda, Chromadorea, Rhabditida, Trichostrongylidae. The record is from the annotation of a GenBank genome assembly.
AUAUCUAUUAUUAAAUGUAUUAGUGUGUGCUGCAAAUUUCCAUUACUUUUUCUUCAGAUAGGAAAGGUGGAUCGCGGACGUUUUGAGCUCGAAAGAAGGGGUUUCCUCGAUGAUGGUUUUGGUAGACGACCAGCACUAUAUGACGAACGUGAACGCAGUUUAAGAUCAGCAAUAAUAGAGUACCCUGGUUUCCCAAAACGAGAAGAAGACUGGCGUUCUUCGGGUCAUCCGCGUCGCCCGGAACCUGUUGUCGAGUCACCAAUGUCGUGGAAGCGUGGUUUGGAAACACAUUCGUGGGCAAGUGAAAGAACGGAAGGAAGCGAUAACUGGAGGAGAGAGAGGGAUCGUUCGCCUAGUGGUUACGAUGAUUGGAAGGCCGGAAGGUUAGAUCGUGGCGUCGAUCACCGUCUCCUCGGCGCCGCUCGCUGUCGCCUCCUAGAAGGAUUGCACCUGCACAUGAUCGCCACAGUGGUAUUCUGGAAAAGGGAUGAUUCGUCGCUGAGUAAAGGCAGACACGAGAAAACUGCUGGGAAGCAUAAAUCUCCCGAACCUCGUGAAAAGGGCUCUAUAACGAAUCUCAGUGAGGAUGAACUUGAAAAGAUGCACAGUAUCUACAAGACUGGUUGCGACUCCGACUUCCAUAAAUCUUGA